This is a messenger RNA of Elgaria multicarinata webbii, 4240 nucleotides long. It is a transcript of the gene RELA, whose product is annotated as RELA proto-oncogene, NF-kB subunit. NCBI's taxonomy places the organism in Eukaryota, Metazoa, Chordata, Lepidosauria, Squamata, Anguidae. The coding region runs from base 136 to 1833 and encodes 565 amino acids. The transcript is spliced from 11 exons. The record is from RefSeq and is a predicted model, not a curated record. Gene Ontology annotation, biological process: inflammatory response; cellular response to stress; non-canonical NF-kappaB signal transduction. Gene Ontology annotation, molecular function: RNA polymerase II cis-regulatory region sequence-specific DNA binding; DNA-binding transcription factor activity, RNA polymerase II-specific. Gene Ontology annotation, cellular component: cytoplasm.
AAGCCAAGAGCCGAGCCUGGGCUUGCUGCCCCGGGAGGGCCCGUGGGUUCCGUGGCCGGCCGGACUCCGAUCCUUGCAGGCUCCUCUUCCCCUGCUUCCCAGGGCCUGUGCGCCCCCCCCUUACUCCUGAUUGCUAUGGGGGACCCUCAGAUGCAGGACGCCUUCUCUGGGACAACCAUGGACGAUCUUUUGCCGUUGAUCUUUCAGCAAACCUGGGGCCUGCAGGACCCUGCCCCCAGCACCACUCCUUUCGUGGAGAUAAUUGAACAGCCCAAGCAGCGCGGCAUGCGUUUCCGCUACCAGUGCGAGGGGCGCUUGGCUGGCUCUAUUCCUGGGGAGCGCAGCACGGACACCACCAAGACCCACCCCACCAUCAAGAUCCACAAUUACAUGGGUCCUGGCAAAGUCCGGAUCUCUCUGGUGACCAAGGAGGUCCCGUACCGGCCUCAUCCCCACGACCUGGUGGGGAAAGACUGCAAAGAGGGGUUCUACGAGGCCGAGCUGUCGCCGGAGCGCUCCAUCCACAGCUUCCAGAACCUGGGGAUCCAGUGCGUGCGGAAACGGGACCUGGACAAAGCCGUGGCCAAGCGGAUCGAAACCAGCAACAACCCCUUCAAUGUGCCCACGGAGGAGCUGAAAGGCGACUACGACCUCAACGCCGUCCGCCUGUGUUUCCAGGUGUGGAUCCGGGACGCGGGCAGCGGCCGCCUGGUCCAGCUUCCCCUGGUGAUCUCUCAGCCGAUCUACGACAAUCGUGCGCCCAACACUGCCGAGCUGAAAAUCUGCCGUGUCAACCGCAAUUCGGGGAGCUGCCUGGGAGGAGACGAGAUCUUUCUUCUCUGCGACAAAGUGCAGAAAGAGGACAUCGAAGUCCGCUUCUUCAAGGACGCCUGGGAAGCCAAGGGCUCCUUCUCGCAGGCCGACGUCCACCGCCAAGUGGCCAUUGUCUUCAAGACCCCGCCGUACAUGGACCAAACCCUCCGGGAGCCCGUGACGGUCCAGAUGCAGCUGCGCCGCCCCUCCGACAAGGAGGUCAGCGGGCCCAUGGAGUUCCGGUAUCUCCCCAACGAAGGCGACUUUCACCGUAUUGAGGAGAAACGCAAACGGACGCUGGGUACCUUCAAGAGCUUUGUGCAGAAAACGCCCUUUGCAGUCGGGGCUGUGGAAUCGCGUUCCCCGCGCCGCAUCGCUGUUCCGAAACAUGGCCUGGGGCGGCCCAAUGCCACCGGUGCUCCCGGGCUCAUGGGAGUCCCAGGCCAGCCCUCGGUGCCUGCACCCAAACCACAGACCCUGAUCCAGGCUUCUCACGGCUUCUUCGGCGGCCCCAGCCACGCCACGCUGCCUCUCUCGGCUGCAGCGCAAUCCGGCCUCAGCACGGUGAACCUGGAAGACCUGUCGGGCCUGGGCGUGGCCCAGUCGGUCCAGUCGGACGCGGAAACUAGCAUCGCCGACGCCAUCCUGCACCUCCACUUCGAAGGGGCGGACGCGGGAGCCAUGGAGCUGGGAGAAAUCCUAGACGACAUGCCCUACACCAGCCUGGAGGCCAUCAACACGGCUGAGUUCCGGCAGCUCCUCACGGAAGGGGCCGGCCCGACGGGCCCGACAGCGGUGGCGGCAGCCUCAGAGAGCCAGGCGACUCUGCUCACCUACCCGGAGUCGAUCACCCGCCUGGUCAGCCAGCGGAGGGCGGAAGGGGAGCCGUCCGGAGGCGGGGAAGCCGGAGGCAGCAGCUCGACCAACAGCUUCAUCAACGGCCUGUUGGGAGCCCUCCCUGGCGAGGACGGCUUUUCGUCUAUGGUCGACCUGGAUUUGAACUCGCUUCUGAACUCAUAAGGGGAGGGGGGUUGACUUGAAACUGCCGGGCUCUCUCCUUGGCCUCCCGGACUCCUGCCAGCCCCCUCCUGCCCAGACUAGCAACUUGGUCUCCGCUUGCUGGUGUUUCCCUGCUGGAUAUUUUGGGAUGGACAGCCGAGAUGUCGAGGAGGCGGUGGGGUAGGGCGAGGGACUCGUCUCUUGGAACUAGCACCAGACGUUUCCCCGCCGCCUCUCCAGCGCCCCCCGCUUCUGUGGAUCGUGUCGCCUGAAUUGGGAUGGGACCUGUGGUCUCUUUGUCGGAGAGGCGGGGAUUGGCAGCAUAGCCUGCUCUUGCCACACUUUUGUUAGAAACGGUGCUCUGUAGCAGCCACAAGCAUGCUCAACCCGACCCAUUAAGUGCUCCGUAAUCACUACAGAGUCGAUUUUACACCCUUUCUGACGCGAUUUUACACCCGCUGCACCUCCGGACCCUUUCACAGUUGCCCACUAGAUGGGUUCUUAUUUCUCUGUUGAAGUUGGUGGCUGUCCUACAUCCACUAGAAUAAAGAAACGAAGUCUCCGGAUUUUAUUCCAAGAAACAGCCUUCUUCAGGGGUCAGUUUUAAUAUGUAUAGAUCCCUGCAAAGACCUCCGAAAAACAGAGUCUGCAUGACGAAUCCCGGAACCACAGAGUGUCUUUUUCAGAGAUCUCUGUUCCUUGGAAUAAAACCACAUUUAUUUUUUUCAGGAUUUUGAGACAUUGGCUCAUUUUUCCGCUGGAUCAUUUUGGAUGUUUUGUUCCCCUGUUCAUCUGUAACAUACUUGUGGGUGGAGUUCUCCAAAAACUUCUCUGGGUGUCAUGGGGAACCUUUGCUUUCCCCCCUCUUGUUUUCUCCAAUGCACCAGUCUGCCCCGUUUUCCAUCGGAAUAUAUCUACGGUUGCCAAUGUUUCUUCGUUAUUUGUUGGUAGGACUCUUGUGCCGUUAAGAAUCGUGCUAAAAAAUGCAAGCAUCACUUUCCCGAGAAGGUAAAGCUGUUUUAGUCUACAGCAGCAAAGGUAUCAAAGCGGCUUGGGGAACCUCAGAGGCGAACGCAUUGAUUGCAGCAUACACUGCAUCUGAGGAAACCCAGCGAAAGCUUACGCUGGAAUAAAUUUGUAAGUCUUUAAGGUGCCACAAGAUUCCUUAUGUGAAAAAACAAACCCAGCGAUGGAGACUAUGCAAACGUUUGCUUGUAUCAACGCUCUUAAAAGGUCGCCCUACCAAGAUUUUUUAUUUUAUUACAAGGUAAACUACCUUUUUGGAACCGGAGUGCCUUAAAUAUUGUCCCAGCUCAUUUCUGGGACUAAAUGUGCCUGAUGGACGCUUCAUAGCCUCUCUGUCCCGAGGGGAAGGUUUCGCUCAGCCCGUUUUUAAACAGAGUCAGAAUAGGUCUCUCCACUGGGCUGUCGGAAUGAGAGAGGUAUGUUAGUGGGCGUGGGGAGCAGGGUUUACAGCUCAGGUCUUCUGUUAGUGGAUGAUGGGUCACCUUUUGGCCUUUGCAUUUUGCCCCCUUGGGGUAGGAGGAUGGCGUGAGUGCAGUGCGGUGCACACAAGACUUCUGUUCCUCAUACUUCUUAAAAGAAGAGAACUGGGGGUGGAAAGACAUUCUCUCCUGUUUCGGUUAACUGAUGCCAAAACUUCGGGCCUAGCGCCCUGCUUCCUUUCGGAAGGGGUGGAAAACAGGUCACAGAAAACCCAGGCGGGCUUUCUCCUUCCCCGUUCGAGGAGAGGCUGGUUUUCCUGUAGGCCAGCUUUCUCCAACGGUGCCCAUGUUUGGGCCUAGCCAGCAUGCAAAGGCUGGCUAAGCCAACAGCUGAGAACUAUAACUCAGGCAAGGCUGCUGUGUGCCUAAUUUAGCUCUGGAGCCUGUUUCUUCUUUGGUUCGGGCAGGAGUCCCGUCCGAGCGAGGUGUUCCCGUGUUACAUCAGCGUGAUCCUCCCGGCCCUCCAAAGAAGUACUUUCGGAGGAGGAAGGAGGUGAGGAAGCGAUGGAAAGUGUGUGUGUGUACAACCUCCCUUCCCGGAUGGCACCCAAGACCUAAAGCUUUGGACUCAGGUAACCUCUUUAAAAAAUAAAAAGCCCGGGAAUCCAUCACUCAGACGGUGUCUGGCAGGGGUUGUGAAAAAUGUCUUCCAGGCCCUCGGUCCACCAGGCUGCAGAUAUGGGGAAGGUGGGCGACCUUCCUGUCCGUUCCCUCUGGGAGUUGCUUCCGUGCCUCGAUUUCUUUUUAUACUAUUUGCUGCAUUGUUGGGGGUUUUUUUUGUAAAGGGGGCGAAUGUGUAAAGAUACUUAACUACUUAAGUGCUGUAACUAUUUCAACUGUAUCUCUCCCCCCACACACACACCCUUUUCCUAUCGCAGGUUCCUAAUAAACUGAAGCCUCCGCUUUACCAUUUUCUUCUUUUA